GCCUAGACAAGCAUUGUUUAAGUAAGCCACAAGGAGUAAGUAGUUGUUUCACACAGCUUUCCACGCUACCUGUAGCUGAGCUUCAUCACCAUAGCAGAUCCUUGGAUUGACCAUCAUGUUUCUCGUAACUGAUCCCAUGGCAAUGGGCCAGCCAGUCUAUGCCAUUACCAAUAAUCCAACACCUGCGUUCCAGAUAUCUAGAAAAAGAAGCUUGAGAGGGUCUGAUGAACUGCUAAAUCAGACAUCUAGCGAGUGUGUAACUACUAACGUCAUACCACCAUCCAACCACUCAGAUUGUGUCUCGCCUAAUGCCAAUGACGCCAAGAAGGUGAAGCGAGAGAAACCCACAGUGUCAAAAGUAGUGCACAUCCGUAAUUUAGAUGAUAGUACAACAGAGGGUGAUGUGAUUACUCUUGGUAUGCCUUUUGCCAAACCAACUAAGGUGCUUAUUCUAAAGGGCAAAAGACAGGCUUUUCUUGAGAUGCCAGAUGAGGCCUCAGCAGCAACUAUGGUCAACUACUACACACAUGUUUCUGUAACAAUUCGGGGAAGACCAGUUUAUGUACAGUACUCAAACCACAAAGAAGUCACAACAGACAAAAUCAAUGCACAACAGACUGUUAUUGCUCAAGCGGCUAUUGCUGCAGUAAAUGCAGUAUUGAACUCUAACGAUGGCGCAGACCAAUCCGACGUUCCUAUCGAUAAGAAUGCUGCAGCACAGGCAGCCUUACAAGCAGCACAAUCUCUGUUGCCAACGUUCCCAAUGGCAACAAAGGCAGCAGCAGAGGGUGGUGGUGAGAAUACAGUGCUGCGUGUGAUCGUUGACAACAUGUUGUACCCUGUCACCUUAGAUAUUCUGCAUCAGAUUUUUAAUAAGUUUGGCCAGAUUCUCAGAAUUGUCACCUUCACAAAAAACACUCAGUUUCAGGCUCUGAUUCAGUUCCAAGAUAAAUUAGCAGCACAGGCAGCAAGAUAUUCUUUAGACGGUCAAAAUGUAUACAACGGUUGCUGUACGUUACGAAUUGACUACUCAAAGAUGACAACACUUCAGGUGAAAUACAACAAUGACAAGAGCCGAGACUACACAAAAAUGGACCUUCCAUCUGGUGACAGCAUCGGGAUGCCAUCCCACGACCCAGCUAUGUAUGGCAUUCCCAGUGCUGCAGGUCUCAUCCCAUCUCCAUUGUCAAUCGCUGGAACCACUGCUUUUGCUGCAAACCCUCACUUGGCAGGCUUUCCAGGCAUAGGCAUACCAACCUCCGCAGUUCCUGGUCUGCUGCCCUCAUUCCCACAUAACCCUGUUCUCGGUGGUGGAGGAAUGCGUUUUCCAAACAUCCAUAACACUGGUGGCGGAAGCAGUGUCCUCCUUGUUAGUAAUCUGAACCCAGACCGAGUUACGCCUGACGCUCUCUUUACCCUUUUUGGUGUAUACGGGGAUGUACAUAGGGUGAAAAUCCUAUAUGAGAAGCGUGACAGUGCCCUUAUUCAGUUAGCGGACGCAAAUCAGUCUCACCUUGCGAUGUCACAUUUGAAUAGUCUGAAGCUGUAUGAUAAGCCGAUUCGAGUUGCAAUCUCCAAACACCAUCAAGUCUCUCUACCAAAAGAAGGGCAACAGGAUGCUGGACUGACAAAAGAUUUCACAAAUUCACCGCUUCAUCGCUUCAAGAAGCCAGGAUCAAAGAAUUACCAGAAUAUUUACCCACCUAACCAAGUUCUCCAUCUUUCAAACAUUCCAGCAUCUGUGACAGAAGAGGACCUGAAGAACGCAUUUACUCAACACGGUACAGUUUGCGGCUUCAAGUUUUUCCCGAAAGACCGUAAGAUGGCUCUGAUUCAGAUGAAUAAUUUGGAAGAGGCUGUAGAAGCACUUGUAUCAAUGCAUAACUAUCCACUUGGAGAUAACCAACACCUGCGAGUGUCAUUCUCAAAGGCAAACAUCUAAACCUCUUUCAACACCACCUCUUUUAUUCUUACCUGUGAAUGCAGUUUGAUGGACCAAUUUGAUUGACAGCUGGAGUCAGCUGUGGACUAGUUUGACAAGUUUAUCAACAAGUUCUCCUGUGUUCUUUUCAAAAUUGUGGCAGGAAAAAAUAUGCUAUCAGAAUUUUCAAGUUCUUAAAUCUUGUUUUCAAUUUAACCUACAUAUCAAGCAUAUACUAAGAUUUUUCCAUUCAUUUUUUUAUGUUUAGGAUGGUCAGAUUUAUGUUUCAUUCCAAUUAUUCAGAUUAUAUUGUAUAUCGAUAUAAUAUAAAUACAUAUAUAUAAUAUCUAUAUAUCUAUAUAUAUAGAUAGAUAUAAAGAUAUAUAUAUAUAUAUAUAUAUUUAUAUAUAAUUAUUAUACACUUUACAUAUUUUAUAUUGAAAAAAGGUUGUUAAUUCUUUGUUAGACAAAGCUUGCUUGAAGUUGACUUUCUGUCUGCAAGCUUCAAUUUUGAUGGCAGUGUUCUCCCGAAGCCGUUUUACACAUCAAUUUUACUGGUAAAUAUAACCAGCCAACCAGUAAAAAUUUUAUGUCUGUAAAAUAAAACACUGAUUAGGACUAGGCACUCUUGGCUGGCCUUUCAAUAAAUGAACAUCAUUCCAUUCUAUGCCUAGGCUAGGCUGUAUGUGAUGUUUUUUCCAAGUCAUUAAAUCCCACUCAAAAAAGGUAACCCCUCACAGUGUGUGCAUAUCUGUAUAGUUUUUAUGGACAAAUUUACCAGUGAAAAUGUUUCAAUUGGGAGAACACUGCAUGGCAACGAUGAAGUACACUGCUUUAUGUGAAAUUCAAAGAAUUAACUUUACUCAAUAUAUUGGUAGAGGAACCGUUAAGCUAUUAUAGCUCCUUUGUAGACCAGAUUUACUAAAAAAUAUUAUGUAUGUUUAUCCAUUUAUCUAUCUGGAACUUGGAGUUUGUUCUUGUUCUUAAAUUAGAUUUUAUUUUUUUUAUUAAAUGGGUACAGGAUUUGCAUAUACUUUUCAGACUUGUUUAGUUUGUUUGUUAUGGCAGUUAGUGUGUUCCACAUGUUCGUUUCUUUGUCCGUCUAUGUGGUAAUACUUUAGGGUAAUUUCUCUAGUUCUGUAUAUCCUUACAAAUUGUGUGUUUUUUUCCCCUUUAUUUGUGGGAUUUAUUUUUCAUUAUAAGAAGGUAUAUGUAUUUUAUUGAGGCUUGAAUAUAUAUUUUGGUACUAGUUGUUUUACAAUGCACUAGUUGUCCAGUGCAGUUGAUGAUAGUAAAUCUGGAUUUUCAAUACGAUUUACAAGGGAAUCUCUUCAGAAGGGCUGACAAUUUCCCAAUUGCAUGGUGCCUUACUCUUCUACUGUGUGUUACAAAUUUAUGUAGUUUCGUCAAUUAAAUAAAAUAACUGGGUAAUUACAUACCGGUAAUUUUCCUUAAAUAGUCAGGUCUUUGAUUCAGUGAUUAAUUGAUUGUUGAUCUUUUCUCAUCUAUAUAAGUGAUCAAUAUAUAUAUAUUACUUGCUUUCUUGUUGCAAAAUGUUAUACAUAAUGUUAUAUUUAUUAACCAGAACGUACAAGUAUUUUCACUUACUUGCAUGGUUUCUCCUAGAAUUUUAGAUUUAGUUUGACAGAUUUUGUGCUAGUGGAUUGAAUCGGAUUUGCAUGCCUUAUGGACGUGAGAUUGGAACGCAAGAAAAGGUCUUUGAAAUAUAAGAAUAGCAUGUCUAUAGCCAGAAUGUCUCUUCAAUGCUACUACAUUUAGUUCAAAUACAUUAAUAGUAUGAUGUGAAAUACUUAAGUAAAACCCCUUCUUCAAAGGCCAGGUAUACUGUCACUAUUAGCAAUGAGGAACACUGUUACCACAUGUUGCAGUUGUCCAUCAUUUAUUAAAAGGAUAAUAGAUACGUAGGAGUGCAAUUUGAAGUGGUCAUUAAUUUUAGUUAGCCUGAUAUAAUAUAUAAGAUAGAAUUUAUAUUAUAUUCUAAAAUCAAUAAAAAAUUUUCAAUUUCCUUUAUUUUUGGAUUCUUUUUAUAGAAACAGACAAACUAGAUUCUUGAGUUAUAUCGCCUUCUAUAUUUUGUAACAUUGACGUACCUGGCCUUUGACAUGGGAUGUUGUGUAACUGUUGUUUUAUUUACUUCUCUUUAUAUCGGUUGUUUAACUGGCAGCAUAUUUUGAACACUAUAGGUUAAAAUGGUGCUACCCAGAAGCUGUGAAAAAAAAUUUCAUUUUAUUCGUAAAUACAUUUAAAGCUCGAAACCUUCAUCUCUGAACUUCAAUGUUUGUAUAUGAAAUGUUUUAUAUCUGCUGCAAUGGUGUUAAUAACACCUACAGGCAAUGGAUAUUCAUUGAAGUAGCUUUGAAGUGUGUCAUAGUCUUACAAAAACCAUAGAGCCAUCGCAUGGAUCAAAUCCAUGACACAUCCAUGGAUCAAAUCCAUCAACAAAGAGUUAUUUCUGCACUUUUUUUUCCAAGUGAGAAAUGUGUACUGAAAAGCGACAAUAUUUGAGGUCGCACGGAAGCCAGCUUCUUUGUAAGGAUCAUUUUGGAAUCCUUUUGUACUGUAUAGUGUGGCUUUGUACAUUUUAUAUAUCACAUUGGAAAACCUUGAUGUUUAUUUAUUGUGUAUUAGGUAAAGACAUGAGUUUAUUCAAUUCUUAGUUGAUCAGUGAUUUGUAUAAAUUCUGAAAUUGUGGUAUUUUUCAUGAAUUAAUUGCAAAGCUACACCAUGAAACAAACCCUGUAGAAAACCAGUGUGAAUUACAAUAAUUGAAGAACAUUAAAAAGUUUGUAAAAUAGAAUAAAAUAA
Molecule: messenger RNA, 4747 nt
Organism: Anneissia japonica
Lineage: Eukaryota; Metazoa; Echinodermata; Crinoidea; Comatulida; Comatulidae
Product: polypyrimidine tract-binding protein 1-like
Exons: 17
Coding region: 116-1942 (608 amino acids)
Biological process (GO): regulation of RNA splicing; mRNA processing
Cellular component (GO): nucleus
Molecular function (GO): mRNA binding
Source: RefSeq, a predicted model, not a curated record